This is a messenger RNA of Dalotia coriaria, 9096 nucleotides long. RefSeq names its product bruno 3 (gene bru3). The coding region runs from base 945 to 2093 and encodes 382 amino acids. Gene Ontology annotation, molecular function: mRNA binding. Gene Ontology annotation, cellular component: cytoplasm; ribonucleoprotein complex; nucleus. The record is from RefSeq and is a predicted model, not a curated record. Gene Ontology annotation, biological process: mRNA splice site recognition; regulation of alternative mRNA splicing, via spliceosome. The transcript has 14 exons. Lineage: Eukaryota; Metazoa; Arthropoda; Insecta; Coleoptera; Staphylinidae.
UCGCCGCCGGAGCCCUCAGUGCGCUGCUGCUGUGGCACGAAGCGGUGCAGACUGACCCUGAUCUCGCGAGAGAGGCCCAUCGCGUUUCGGACGGACAGACGGCGACCACCCCCGUCGCCUGGACGCCAGCCGCCUUCACGCCGCACACACAGCUCGCGCGUCGCGUGCCACGUUGUUUCUCCCAGUGCCUGCUCGUUGUUAUUCGUCUAAUCGCUGACUGAUCGACAAAACCCAAAACACACGUUACCGACGAAGACUGACCGCUUCUAACCAGUUAACCAGUUUCAAAUCCGAAAGAGUUUCGUCAACAGACACGCGCACCACUCGCAGAAAACUGUUGCUCUUUAUCGUGUGCGCUUGGUGUUGUUGCUAAACAGCUUGUUGUUAAAGCGUUCCUCAUACUUCUGGAUACGAACGAGUGCGUGCGACUUGGAAAGCAAAGAAAUUUCGAUAGUGCAAACAUUCCGGGAGAUUGCGCCCACCGAAAUCAGCGUCACGAGUGGUUGUGCUGACGAGCCGUACGAGUAGAGUGUUGUUGAUUUUCCCCUUUUCGAGGGCAGUUUUUGAGUGGUGCACGAUCGAUGCUGAUGUCUCGCUUCGACGUCGACCGGAACGUGUAAGACGACGUGUGCAACGUGCCAGCCACCUCCAAGAGGCUCACAAUUGCCGCCCCCAUUAACGUGGUACUUAAUAAACGAAACAACAGGUUGCGCAUUCCUAACGUACUUCAGUCCGGAGAGCGCCCUCAACGCCCAGAACGCUCUGCAUGAGAAACACACAUUGCCAGGGGGACUGACCGCACCGCCGCAACUCGCUGGCGACUUGUGGCGGGUCGCGUCCCAGCACACCCACCAUCAUCACAAACGGUGAUGGUUUUGUGGUGAGUACCAUAAAUCCAAAACUACCGCUUCGUGCGCCACGGCGCCGUAUAUCCAUCAAAAUGGAUGAACCGCCCCAUCCAAGUGAAACCAGCGGACAGUGAAAACCGCGGAGAUCGAAAGCUGUUCGUGGGAAUGCUAAGCAAACAACAGACAGAAGAGGAUGUCAGACAACUGUUCGCACCUUUCGGCACAAUAGAGGAGUGUACUAUUCUUCGAGGACCCGACGGUGCCAGCAAAGGUUGUGCUUUCGUGAAGUUCAGCUCGCAUCAGGAAGCGCAGGCGGCCAUUAAUAGCUUGCACGGUAGCCAAACUAUGCCGGGAGCCUCUUCCAGUCUAGUAGUAAAGUUUGCAGAUACCGAAAAGGAACGCCAACUGAGACGCAUGCAGCAGAUGGCCGGAAACAUGAGUCUUCUCAACCCUUUCGUGUUCAACCAGUUUGGAGCUUACGGGGCUUACGCACAGCAACAGGCAGCCAUAAUGGCGGCGGCAACUGCCCAGGGCACGUACAUUAAUCCGAUGGCGGCGCUGGCCACGCAAAUACCCCACGCCACGCUCAACGGCAUGGCAAACUCAGUGGUGCCGCCGACUUCAGGCGCAGGAACGGGUCAACCGGUGAACGGUGCAAUUCCCAGCCUGCCGUCGCCGACGAUGCCGACGUUCAACAUGGCCGCGCAGACCCCCAACGGUCAGCCCGGUGGUACGGAGGCUGUUUAUACCAACGGUAUUCCCCAAACAUACCCAGCUCAUGCCCUUCAUCUGUCCAUUCCAGCGCAAGGCUUGCCCAACGGCGAGGCGGCUCUUCAGCACGCGGCAUAUCCUGGUAUGCAGCCAUAUCCAGGAGUUGCAGCUUACCCCGCGGUAUACGGACAGUUCCCACAGGCAAUACCCCAACCCAUGUCGGCAGUCGCGCCCGCUCAACGGGAAGGAUGUUCCAUAUCUGGCCCGGAAGGAUGCAAUCUUUUCAUCUAUCACCUGCCGCAGGAGUUUGGUGAUGCCGAACUGAUGCAGAUGUUUUUGCCCUUUGGGAACGUGAUCAGUUCGAAGGUGUUUAUUGAUCGCGCUACAAAUCAAAGCAAAUGUUUUGGUUUCGUGUCAUUUGAUAAUCCAACGAGUGCGCAGGCGGCGAUCCAAGCGAUGAACGGCUUCCAGAUCGGCAUGAAGCGAUUGAAGGUGCAGCUGAAGAGGCCAAAGGACGCGAACCGGCCGUACUAACCCUGGCUGAUUGCCCACAAUCAGCCGGAUGGCAUACACGCCAAUCGUAUACUACUGAUCGCGCAUUGAAACCGAAUCGCAUGACAUACCGCUAAAGUAAAAACAAACAAACAGGGACAAUUGUGCCAUGCACGCGGCCCAGUAUAAAUUACAUAAAGAAAACACUUAAAAUAAAAACCAAAUAUAGCCGGUAGCAAAGCGAGCCGGAAAACUACACUAGAACAAUACAUAUAUUAAGCAACUUAAGGAAUUUGAACGGAUGCGCAUCAACACGCAGGAAAAGACGCAGCACAUACAAAAAUAUUUGAAUUACUAACAAAACUAUAUUAAAAGAAUUUAUAUUAUUAUAUAUUAUAUAUAUAUACUAUGACUAAACUAGCGACUAAGGGCUUAGACACGUAAGGGUAAGACGUUUUCGGGGCGUUUGCAACACACAGAAUUAACGAUUCACGAUCACACCGAUCAAAGCGGUCGGCGACGCGCAUCGUUCGCAAUUGUAUUCGAGAAAUUCCAAAUGGGCUGUGAUUAAAUAACAAAUCAGUGUUUGAUUGUACAGGCCGUUUUGUCUUCUCGUUUGUGAAAUGUAUUAACUAUUUUUCAGAGCGUCGUCGUAAACUCUAUAUUAAAGUAUAUACGUUGUAAGUAAUUGUGUGUUAAUCUGUAAAUCAGAAUUAUUGCGAACGAUGCCGGCGCACCGUGUACAGAAUCAAAUGCAAACGUUGCAGUAGCGACGAAAAAGGCGAUGGAAAAAAAAACACAGGUCAAAAUGAAAUUCAUAUAACACACAAUUACAAUUUGUAUUGAACAUUGCGAUUUGGAGAUGAAAAAAAAUGAGAUAAACACAAAAACAAAAGAGUAGUUGCCAAAAAAUUAUAUAGUCUGGGCAUGGUCCAAUUUGUGAUGCUAGUCACAUAUUUAUUUAUUACUAGGUAUACACACAUAUUGAAUUAUAUGAAUUAUAUAAAUUAUAUUAUUACUAAUUAUUACGAUUACGGUUUAAGGACGACGAGUGCGGACGGAUGUAAGAGUUACACGAGUUACACGCAUAUUAAAAAUAUUUAGAUAGGGUAUUAAGCGCUAAACCGAGUAUUCACAGGCUUUUGGAGACCUCCUUUGAAAGUCGCUUUCCAGACGCGCAGAAGAUCUUGUAAGAUAAACAUUUAUUAAGAUUACUAGGGAUGCAUACACGUAAUGACUUAUCUCGUAUCUUACAAAGUACCAACAUAUUAUCUUAAUCUUAAUGAAGAAUUGUACAUUUUAAAUUUACGAUAUGACUUAUUGAAACAUUGCGAGAAGGAGCGCUGCAUUAUACUUCUUGGUUAUUUAUCGCAGCUGAUAGUAGCGAGUUUUACAAGGAGGAUAUCAAAAGAACGCGCAGAUUGUUAACGUUGAAGUAAAUCGCCAAAAAAAAUAACGUAGGUUGUUGAUGAACAGAAAUUAGUAGCUUUGCGCGCGGGUUGCGGGUAGCUUGACGCCCUGUACGAUUAGAAGUUAAUUUUGUUUUUGGAGGUUUACCACGCCGGCAGAAGAUGUUACAAAGUGCAACAAUUAUCUCAAAAUUUAAGGCGGAAUGCCAACAAGACAGGAUUUAGUUUUGACUGGUAGAAAUUCAAGAUGGAAAACUGAUACUUGUACACUCGGCUGGGCCACACUAGUCAAAUUAUUAAAAUGCGGCUGCGUUUACUUAAAGAAAACGGCUGCGCUUAGUUAAUAACUCUACCUGCGUAAGAAAUAAAUUAUUGACACAAAAACUAUAAGUAAUUGAAUUAUUGAAAUUAGCGCUAAUUUACAUACUUAAUCAUAUUUAAACAAACCAAAAAAGUAAGAAAACAUAGUAUUAUACACUUUACGAUUGUACUUAAUAAGCUGAACAUAUAUUUCUAACUAAUAGUGCAAGAAAGACAAAACCAAACAAGCGGUAUAUGAAAUACACACAACCUAUGAAUAUUGCUGACGCAAGAUUAAGUUAGAGUUGAUCGACAACAAAACCAUGAAUUUAGUCGGGAUCUUCGUUCCAACUUUUCAAACGCGCCUUUUUACUAAAGAAUUACGCUAAAGAGUCUAAACGAUCACAAAUUGUACAUUGUACAGAAUGCGUGCUCAUCACAUUUAUACAGAGUUCAAAUAUCGAGGCGCUGUUGAUGUUGUAAAAGCUGUAAAUUAAAAAAGUACAUCAAUGGCGUGCCAUCUGAAAUCUAGUUGUUUGCGUUCGAUCGCAUCGUGGAUGAAACACACUUAAGCAGACUUAAGAGAAAACCUAAACGUUUACAAAGUGACGCGAUAUUUUUCCAACUUUACAUUUAGAGACACUUAGACCCGCCCCGUGGGGGCGUCGAGUAAAUGUAAAAUGUAAAAAAACGAUAUGCAUAUUUAAUCGGCGUUCAUUCAGAGACAAACUAAUCACAUACACACACAAAAAGGAAACAAACGUCGAUGAGUAUUUUUGUAUUUCAAGCGAAAAAUAUGAACAAAAUUAACAAAAAUCGAUAAUUAUUGGUGCGGGAGUUUUUUAUAUCGAUGACGACGGCGACGAAGUAGGUUGGGCGCGGUCGGACUUUGUUUUUCGAGUGCAAAAUUCUAAACAAACACGUUUGAUUGCAAAAAGGAACGGAUGAAUCGUUCGAAGGGAGAGCCUGUUUAAAUGUAGCAGCACAUAUUGUAUUAUUAUAACGCUAUCCAUUACAGACUAUAAAUGCAUUUGCAAAAUGCGUCUGAACAAGAGUUUUGAUGUUCUUCGGUUCGAAACUUAUUUAUUUUUGUUUUCGUGCAAUGAUUUCGUGCAAUAUUCAAUUAGUUACGAGUGCAACAAAUGUGGAACUGAUGGAAAAGUCAAGUGAAAACACUGAAAGAUUAAAAAUAAAACGCUUCAAGUUCGCUAACCGGCCAGAAAAUAGAAGAUUAUAAAUCAAGUUUCAAUUCUACUUAAAUAAUUAUGCGUAGCAUAGGCGUCUAGUCGAGCGUAUUUCGGUUCCGCAGAGGUUUUCGACUUUGCAAGUAUUGCAACAUUUGCUAUGCACAUUUCUAUCUAAGCGUUUUCAAUGAUUGAUAAACAUUUUUAGUCAAUAAGGCAUAAACUAAACACACUCGUAGCACGUAAACUACUUACAUAGCUGAUAGCGUACUAAGGAAUCUAAGGCUAAGCUUAGCAUUACAAAAACUAGUUGUAAAACCAAACAAACAAACAAAAAUGAUGAAAACUAACGGUCUCCCCAAUCAGACACACACGAGCGGAUAAUAAUCAACGCAGCGAAGUGAUCUAGGAUACAGGGUAUGUUUUUUGCAAUUAAAUUAAAUUAAACUUAAACAAAGCGACGAUCGACACACAAAACUCUCUCACGAUCACGUCACCUUUUCACACUCACCGUCUCGGCAUACGAGCGACAUCGACGCGUCGUUGUAAUCUUUGUAGGAUUCUCACGUAAGCCCUCUCAUUGCAAAUGUCGCUCCGUUGACGGAACACACUGUACAUAUAUCGGGGUCCAUUUUGAUCGCACCGUUUUAUACAAAUAUUUGCAAACUGAACUGGAUGGAGACGGAUGGGGACGUAUGUGCGAGUCGAUGCGCCAUUUUCUAUGACGAAAUGAUGACAGCAACAAUAUCAAUUUUGUAGGACAUUUGAGGUAGAUUUGCAAACAUUUGUAAGAAAUUCUUGGACUUGAAACCAACGAAUUGAGCCACCAGAAUUGCUGAGCUCUUUUCGUGUGCGCAUUGAUCCAAAUUCGAAAAUUUCUUAAAUUCGUAAUGAGAUUUAUACAAACGCAAAAACGAGUUGAAAAAAUUAAAAUAAAUUCGGAGCGCUCGCGUUACCCUUAUCGCAUCCACCCGCCCAUUGCAUCACAUGUAAGCUUUGCCACCCCCGCUAGCUGCUCGUCACACUCUCUCCGAACCGAAAGUCUUGGAUUCCAAUAUUUGACAAUAAACGAUCGCUCGCAGCGGUCGCACGCGAAAUGAACAAAACGACACGCUGCAAAAGUGUCUUAGACUUAGUGAAACAUUGGAAUUUCUAGGAAUUGAUAUCAACAUAACAGGCUAUCAAGAAAAACAGAACAACUUGUAACAUAACGAGAUACAUACUAGAAGUUGUGGGGAACGAUUAAUAAAAUGGGAUGGGUGUGGAUCAGUCGCGACGAUUUUCAUUUGCAUCGCAAGCUCUCCUCGAAUCACUCCGAAAUCAGAGUCAUCGUUCAUCCAUUCGUUUAUUCGCAUUUAUUUCUCUCAUAUAACGUACUUAUAAGUCGAUACAUUUAAGUACUAAUGAAAUUAAAUCUAAUGAAACACGUAAAACUUAAACCAACAAGUAUAUACAGAUGAAGAGCGACGCUGUUUUGCUAAGUGGCGCUUCACGAUAUCAUUUUCUAGUUGAUGAAACAGAUUAAUCACAUAAACUACAAUUUACACAAUAAAUAAUGAAAAAUGCAAACAAAAAAAGUGGGAAAAUUUAGCAAAUAAAGAUUUCAUCGACAUAUAUUUUAGCUACGACUUAGACAUAGGGUAGUGAAAGAUAAACAAAAGUAAUCAUAAUGAAAAUAUAUAAAUAUAUAUAAAAAAUCUAUAAUUUCUAUUAUACGUAUAUACUAUUAUUAUGAGAGGGUUAAACACAAAUUUAAUGAGCAAAUUUAACUAACUAUUAUUACAAUUUGAAUAACCGAUGGCGGUGUGUGCAUGGAGAAAAGCAAGAGAAACCAAACAUUAAGAAUAAAACAUUUUCGAGGAAAUCAACAGCGUUGAGACGACGAUCCCGAUUCGAUCUCGAUCGGGGCCGGAGAGCUUCGACGAUCGCUUGACUAAAUUUUGAUAGAACAUUAUUAUAUAUUUACUAUUUGACGAGACAAAGUUUAAUCUUACAUACAUAUUACUUAAUGCAUAAAAUACAUAAAUCUAGUCUGAUACAUAUAAAGUUGCAAAUGCGUGCUGUUAGGACGCAGAGACGAUGAACUAAAGAUAUCUUGCCAAUUCUUUUGAUGUUUGAUCUUCACAUCAACACGUAUGAGGUGAGAGUGAGGAAUAAAAGAGAUUUCACCCAACAUUUUUGAUGCUGGGACCAAGCUAUUUUGUUUACUUUCUUGUCUUGCGUUGGUUUAUGCUUUAUUACUCGAGGAUAUUUGUAAAUACAUUUUAAUGGUCUUUUUCGUACAACAAAAAGUAAGCGGGAGUUUGAACAUAAAAUUAUAACGUUUAAUAUGAUAUCGAGUGAAACGUGGACGAUGUCGAAGUAAGAGGUGCAUCUAGUCAGGAAGUCCUCAAGUUCAUGUGAUUUAGAUAAAUAAAUAUCAAAAAACGUGCUAAACACACAAGACACAAAAGACGACAAGAACAUUCGUUGAUUUUAAAGUUGAUUUCGAGUUUUUAUCGAAUGCGUUUGUUUUCAUGAUUUUCUAUAUUUAUUGCGUCGAUUUAAGCUAAUUACUUACUAAUAUAAAUUAUACAUAUAUUACAAGUAUUUAAAUAUAUUUAAACGAUAAAUUACGGAAGCAUUUAAUGAAAUUAUUUAAAAGUGAAGAUAACGUAGUAGAAAAAGGUAAUUAGAGCUUUCUAUGAUAUUCCGUCGCGCGUUGCUUGCAUUUCCGCUAAACCAAUGAGAAAGAUCGAGGCGUUGAUAAACAUUUUGGAGGAAAUCCGAAAGGAACAAAGACGGGAUAUUCGCUACGCUUGUAUACAGUAUUAACUGAGGUCCUGCGCCGUAGGAUGGACGACACAGUGCGCGAAUCGUGGUUAUCAAUAUCGGAGGUAAUAAAACUAAAACAAGAGACACACAUUCAUCAAUUACAUUUUAAGGAUAAUCCAAGCCAUACUCUGUUGCAUGUGUCGGUUUUAUUACAUUUUACACAAAAAUUAUUAUAUAUAAUUAUAUUAUACUGAUAUAUAUAUUAAAAAAAAAAAACAAAAAUAUUAUAUUACAAAAAUAAAUUUAAAAUACCUAAAAAAUAAAACAAAUAAACAAAUGAAUUAUUAUUACGAUAUAAUAUAUUAUUAUUAUAUAUUAAAUAGAUAGUAGAGAAAUAAAUUAAAUUAAUGAAUCGAUCGAGCCGCAAGCGUGUUUCGGCCGGAAAUGUGGAGAAUGGCAUGGUUUAAAAUUAUUCAGAGAGUUAUUCCGGAAAUCGUUAUCAAUUUAUAUCGACAAACACUCAAAAAACGCGCAAAUAAACGCAGGAAGAUGCGAGCUGACCCAAAACAAAACUGUAAUCAUCGGAGAUACAACUCCUCAACUUCUGAAACUACAGCAUGAAAUAUACGAGUAAUAAUUAUGUUUAGCUGAAGCAGUGACAACAAGCCAAUUACUGAUUGUAUACUAAAAUGUAACAAUACCGCAUACAACUCUGUAACACUUGUGAAACUUUGUAAAACUCAGAAAAUGUCAUCAUGAACUUAUUGUCAGUUUUGAAUUGUUUGAAAUUUCUGAGGUGCCAAUGAAACUCACCUUUGUUCAAUUUUUUGCUCUUGUUAUUACUUGUAGAUUUCGCUGGCUUCUGUCGAUUUCUCGAUCGGAAAUCUGCGCAUCUUUCACCUAAAAGCAAACCAAGAAAUAACAUUGUAAAUUCAAAGUUCGAUUUAUACAUGCAUUAAACUAACGUAUAAUUACGAGUACAUACCAUAAAGAAUUACAUUUAAAAUAUUGAUGAGAAUAUAUUUAUUACGGUUUUACAUGUACCUAUACCAAUUAAUGACAUAUUUACUAAUUUACUUGAUCUCGAACGGACAUUCUGCGACGAGCGAUAAAGAAAAUAUCGCAAAUUUACAGUGCAAAACAGUGAGAAUCGUGAAGAGGUACUGAGAAAGAAACGACAUGAGUUGUAAUCGAUCAUGCGAAUUAUGAAUUUAAACCGAACAACAAAACGAUGAUGAUAAAUGAUACUUAUUGACAUAUUGUGACAUAUAUAAAAUAAUUGAUGAUGAAGAUACUAUGAUUACUUGGGUUUUGGGAUUUAUUUCGAGGACGCUAUCCAGUUCAUAUGAAAAACUUUAUAAAAAGAAUUAUAAUUAAUAAAGUUAAAUAUAAUGCAUA